UCGCAUUAGCACAUAACCGAGUCCUAAUUUUACGCUAAUAAUAAUGAAACCCUCAAAAUACUCCUGUAAUCCCGCGCGCGCUCUUUCUGUGAAGAUUCUUAGAAUUGAACCGCUCAUUAUUAUUCAUUGAUUUGAAUCUAUCCGCGAUGUGAUUGGCUCGUCUGUUCAGAACACUCCAAGCGUGGCCACGAUUGGGAGGGACUGGCGGAGUGAGAGGGGCUACACAUGUAAACUUAAAAACAACAAACCGUGUGAGAUGAUUCAGAACUGCGCGAGUGUCUGAGGCGGAGGACGCGUGAUAACGGUGGAGUUUGAAUUGAAAACAAACUGUGGAUGAGAAGCAACUAACGGACAUGGAUAUGCUCUGCUGAGGCGCCUACUUUUAAUAUUAUUCGACUGUUUUUAAUUUUUUUUGAGUUUCGAUUCUUAUUAAAAACCUGAAAAUGUUGGACAAACGGAUUGUUGACGUGCGUUUGGAUCAGCUGGAAAUCGUGAAAGCCAAAAAUGGCAAAGAGCAUUUUGAGAAGCAGUAUACUAUGGGAGAUCUUCUGGGAAGCGGUGGUUUCGGUUCAGUUUACUCCGGGCAUCGGAUUUCAGACGGACAAAAGGUUGCUAUCAAACAAAUCUCUCGAGACAGAAUCCAACAGUGGUCAAAAAUGCCUGGUGAAGUAAACCCAGUUCCCAAUGAGAUCGCUCUCCUUCAGAGUCUCGGUGGAGGAUCGGGGUCUGUACCCGGCCAUCGAGGCAUCAUCCGGAUGCUGGACUGGUUUGAAAUACCCGGUCAGGGAUACCUCAUUGUGUUUGAAAAGCCUCAACACUGCCAGGACCUGUUUGACUUCAUCACUGAACGCGGAGCUCUUGAUGAGCCCCUUGCACGGAGGUUCCUCAAGCAAGUCAUUGAAGCUGUGCAGUUCUGCCACUCUAAGGGAAUUGUUCACAGAGACAUCAAGGAUGAAAACAUCCUCGUUGACACACGCACUGGAGACAUUAAAGUCAUCGAUUUUGGAUCAGGAGCAACGCUAAAGGACUCCAUGUACACUGACUUUGAAGGUACCCGAGUCUACAGUCCACCUGAGUGGAUCCUUUACCACAAAUACCACGCUCUUCCGCUCACUGUGUGGUCACUGGGUGUGCUCCUGUACGAUAUGGUGUGUGGAGACAUUCCCUUUGAGCAGGACUCUGACAUUGUAAACGCCAAACCAAGCUUCAAUAAACGCAUCUCCAAUGAUUGCAGGUCUCUGAUUUGCUUGUGCCUUUCAUACAAACCGGGGGAUCGGCCCAGUUUGGAGCAGAUUUUACAGCACCCUUGGAUGGUGGAGAGCUCUGUGGACAAUGGAGAUUUGCAAAUGGAAAGCAAAAUCAAGCCAAGCCUUUAAACCCAAAAAGACUUUGAACUCACACUCACUGUUUCGAUAUACACUGGACUUCCCGAACUCUAGUUGCUGGCUUCCGGAUUCUUCCUUAUUUAUUUUUUCAGUAGUUCUUCUGUCUUUGACAUCCGUUUAGUGGGGAUCUGUGCUUCCACGACCCACAAAAAUAGCCCUGGAUUGCUGCAGGUUUUACUUUAUGAAUGAAUAUUUCCAUCGCAGCUGAGCGAGGGGAACGUUUUUCUUAUUUAUUGCUAUUUAUUUUAUACUCCAGAAUCAUACUAAGUUAUUUUUUGCACUCUAUGGAUCAUCAAGUUUCCGAAGCAGUAAACUGUGUUCGAUUUAUUGGUUCAUUUCAACUCAUUUAAAGGGAUAGUUCACCCCAAAAUAUCAUUUACUCACUGUUUAACCUUACUGUAGAACCCAAAAGAAGAUACUUUGAAGAAUGCUAAAAACCGGUAACCAUUGACUUCAAUAGUAUUUUUUUUCCUACUGUGGAGGAAACUCUUAAAAGGUUUGAAACAGCUUGGUAAAUAGUGAGUAAAUGUUGUGUACGAUGGUUUUACCUGGUUUUACAGGUUUGUUCUGUACAGUGUUAUUCUCCCCCCGUUCUAAGGGGUUUCAGAAAGACUUUGGAUCUACUUUCCAGUUGUUUCGAUAGUAACAAUAAUUGAGGAUCUGCUCCCAUUGAUCAACACACACUCGCAACUAAGAGAAGAGGAGCGUCCUUGUUUACUCUAAAUGAGCAAUCCUGGUUCCUCAGAGAUGUUAGCCAAAGAGGGUUUUGGUUUCUGUUGGUGUUGCUUGUGAAAUACCUGACCUGUGACUUUAAGUGCUGUCUCUUUGUCAUGCACACACUCAGUUGGAAGUUCCCAAUGGUCUGUGUUAUGUUAGGGGCUUCACCUACUAACCCACUGUUGAUGUUUACUAAAAAGUGAGCAGUUCUGAUCAGUUGAUUAUAACACACCAAAGAGCUCUGCCUUAUGUGAGGUUUAUAUGCAUAAUACACACAAUUUGGACCUAAAUGUAUUUAUUUAUUCGAAAGUUUGUUAGUGUGGCUCGCUUUUUGUGAUCCAAAGCAACACUGAAAGAUUAAAAUGAUUGUGAAUUGGAUUUCUCUCAAUGUAACGUGUCGUGAAUGCGUGUAAACACUGGGGAUAUUUUUUGUUUUUGAUAAAGUCAGAUAUCUUUCAUUUUGUUAUAAAAAUCCUUGCAUUUUUGGCUUGGGUUGGCACAAAAGCUUUCCUGUUAAUACUUGUGUAUUGAAUAAUGUGAUGUGGCUGUUGUCACUCGAUGUUUAAUUUAAGAGAUUCUACAAAUAAAAAGUUAUAGAUGCAACAUCUA
Messenger RNA from Danio aesculapii, 2711 nucleotides. It is a transcript of the gene pim2, whose product is annotated as Pim-2 proto-oncogene, serine/threonine kinase. Gene Ontology annotation, biological process: negative regulation of apoptotic process; protein autophosphorylation; regulation of mitotic cell cycle. The transcript is spliced from 7 exons. Lineage: Eukaryota; Metazoa; Chordata; Actinopteri; Cypriniformes; Danionidae. Gene Ontology annotation, cellular component: cytoplasm. The record is from RefSeq and is a predicted model, not a curated record. Gene Ontology annotation, molecular function: protein serine/threonine kinase activity; ATP binding. The coding region runs from base 444 to 1376 and encodes 310 amino acids.